Molecule: messenger RNA, 1449 nt
Organism: Ectocarpus sp. CCAP 1310/34
Lineage: Eukaryota; Phaeophyceae; Ectocarpales; Ectocarpaceae
Source: the annotation of a GenBank genome assembly
AUGAAGUACGAUACAGGGAUAUAUUGGGUGUGCCGAAGUGGAGCAAGAACUCCGCUACAUUCGAACGGUCCGACAAACCGAUCACUAGAGUACCCAAUGGGAUGGGAUUGGACCCCAAGCGCUCGGAUGCGGUGGUAUUGGGUGCUUGCUUGUUUGGUGGCACUUCUGAGGACAUCCGUGGGUGCCGGCGGCCGGGCUGAUAACCGUGACGAGGAUAAAGUUACCAUCCACACAAGGGAGUGGGCCAACGCCACCGGUAGGGGAACCCUUCCAGCAAUAUCAAGGCAUGCGUCUUGCGCCGAUAUUGUUGCUUGGUUGCCUCCCCAAUCACAACCGGCGGUGGUGUUCCAGGUUGUGUCCGCAGCUUAUGUCAGCGUGCAAACGAAUUUUAUUUCGAACAUGGAGCUGCAUUCGACGUUCUCCCGAGAAAACAUGUACCUCAUUUGUCUAGACGAGGAAUCUGUAGAGAUUUUCGGGGCUCUGGGGAUACGUUGCGUUCGCUUUGGCUGCAUGGGUUGCCCAGUGUCACGCCACCACAUAUGGGCGUUGAGGAUUGAAGUCAGCGUAUGUCUUUUGAAAGCUGGCAUAGACGUUUUGAUGUCGGACGCCGACGCAGUUUGGCUCCUCGACCCGAUGGAUGACUUCGACUCUGAUGAUUAUAGAGAUAGCAGCAUUGUCGCUUCGAGGGGUGCAAUGCCGGUUCCCUUGUUCCGCACGUGGGGGGCGACUAUAUGUAUGGGCUUUGUCUUGUUCCGCGCUGGGAGCAACGCAAUUUAUGAAUUCAUGGAGGUCGUGGGAGAGUUCACGGAAGAAUUGGAGAAUGAUCAACAGGCGGUGAAUCUAGCGUUGCAAAAGCUCGACGUCGUCUGGGACCCAACGAGUGAUAUGAGUUUCUCCGACAGCACGCGGCCAGGUGUGGGGGUGGUAACUAGCAUUACUAGUGGGGAAUCGUUGAUAGUGUCUCUUCUACCGCACAACAAGUACACACGAAGCUGCCGGCGAACACCAAUUUGCAUCGAGACUGUUGUGGCCCACUGCAUCAGCACUGACAAAGGAAAAGGGAUGGCGACAUGGAUGAAGGAGGCACACCUGUGGAACGUUCCAGACGACAACGACAGCAACUGAUGGGGCUCCGAGGUUAUGACGCGAAAGCCAUCAACCAUUUGGGUAGCGUUGAGACAAGAAACCUCGCUUUCAGAGUUGUAUCGCAAGUCGACCAGCGCUUUGCAAGAGUUUGGAGACAACUGUUGGAUUGUCAGAGAGCAAUAAACUUCGUUGUUUGCUGUUGUAGCGAAUCUCACGGAUUGAGUUCAGUGGACACGACUGAGUUGGUGUAGAAAUACCGACGUCGGUAGCACGGGUGUUGGUGACGCCGAAAGCCGGACGAAAGGCACGGGAGGAGAAAAUAUAUUAUCUGCCGAGGACGGAGUACCGACUAUACAUAGCUCC